GCCCCUUUUGUGCUGUUCUGCCAGCGCAGCAGCCCUCGCGCUAUAUAGCCCCGCGCGCCCAGCCGGCCCCAGCUCCAGCCUCAGCCAUGGGGAAGAUCACCCUCUACGAGGACCGCGGCUUCCAGGGCCGCCUGUACGAGUGCAGCAGCGACCACUCCAACCUGCAGCCCCACGUCAGCCGCUGCAACUCAGUGCGCGUGGACAGCGGCUGCUGGAUGCUCUAUGAGCGGCCCAGCUACCAGGGCCACCAGUACUUCGUGCGGCGCGGCGACUACCCCGACUACCAGCAGUGGAUGGGCCUCAGUGACUCGGUCCGCUCCUGCCGCCUCAUCCCGCACGAUGGCUCUCACAGGAUCAGACUGUACGAGAGGGAAGAUUACAGAGGCCAGAUGACAGAGCUCACUGAGGACUGCUCCUCUCUUCAGGACCGCUUCCACUUCAAUGAGAUUUACUCCCUCCAUGUGCUGGAGGGCUCCUGGGUCCUCUACGAACUGCCCAACUACCGGGGGCGGCAGUACCUACUGAGGCCAGCGGACUACAGGCGGUACCACGACUGGGGGGCUGUGGAUGCCCGAGUGGGCUCGUUGAGGAGAGUCAUGGAUUUCUAUUGAAAUAAGAUCUUCAUCAUUUCUCAAGCUGGAAACUAAUAAAAUAUUUUGUUUGUUCCUGG
Manis pentadactyla (Chinese pangolin) is the source of this 670-nucleotide messenger RNA. RefSeq names its product gamma-crystallin D. Gene Ontology annotation, molecular function: structural constituent of eye lens. The transcript is spliced from 3 exons. The record is from RefSeq and is a predicted model, not a curated record. Bases 87 to 611 code for a protein of 174 amino acids. NCBI's taxonomy places the organism in Eukaryota, Metazoa, Chordata, Mammalia, Pholidota, Manidae. Gene Ontology annotation, biological process: visual perception; lens development in camera-type eye.